GAUGGUUCAGUUUGUAUGACAGCUAUAUGUUAUAGUGGUCCGAAUUCGAUUCUGACAAAGGAACAGCUUCUUGAGGAGAAAAUGACGUGUGCAAAGUUUCAGAUCAGUAUCUCAAAAACUACUCGACAGACUGAGAGCCAUGGUAUUCAAAGCGUAUGUAUUUCUCUCUCGCUCUCUCUGUCAGCUUUUACGCCAACAAGUCUAACAAGUCAAUCUGAUUGUAGUAAUUUGUUUAAUUGUCCUUAAAUCUGACGCUGCUAUUUGAGUUAAUCAGAGUUACAUACAGAUGUAUGUAUGUACAUAAGUAUAUAAAGUAUAUACACAACUACAUAGUUGAAAAAAAUAAUACAAUUUUUUUUUUUGCGUAUAGACACGCAUUGUUCCAGCAUAAUAUUAUCAAUAGUGCAUUCUAAUUAGAUCGAAUGUUUGCAAAAGUAAACGAACUCUAAAUAAAAAAAAGCGGCAUGAAAACAGCUGAUUAUUUGUUUACAGCUAAGAAAUAGCUAAGAUUUGUUUGGUGCCGCUGCAAGCAUUCUUUGAAUGCGAAGAUGAGACGGCGGAAAGCUGCACGUGUGUUUAUUUCGACUAUGAAGAGUAUGAAAUAUCGAGAGAGUGGAAUUCCUGACUGGAUUGAGUUCAAAAUAUCUGUUUUUAUAGAAGCAUAAGAGUCUAACGCUCCCACUAUAAAAUAAGGACAACAAUUAAUAAUGUGGCACUUACGACGUUUUUUUACGCAAUUCGCUGAAGAAAUCAGCACACCUACCGAUUUAAUUAGCUGCUUGCAGCAAACGCCUCAAAUGAUACAUAACAGUUUCGGCGGUUGUCGUAAUCUCGAUAGUUUAAUAUGGCUCCACAAUGCGGCACCAUGUUUUCCGCUUCGCGGGGAACAGAUUCAAAUAAUUCAUGAGCCCCACCACUUCUAUGAAACGCUAGUACAACGUAGCGCGUCGGCACGAGACCGUAUUGUCCUAGCCAGCCUGUAUCUAGGUACAGGUCAAUUGGAAAACGCUUUCGUACAAACAUUACGCAGCAGCUUACAACAACAAUCCUCACUGCAUGUCAAUGUAUUAUUGGAUUUUACGCGUGGUACACGAGGUGAAGUCAACUCCAAAACGAUGCUGUUACCGCUUUUACGUGAUUUUGGCGACCAGAUGAAAUUAUCACUCUAUCACACACCAGAUCUACGUGGUAUGACGAAAAGGCUCGCGCCACCACGUUGGAAUGAGCUACUCGGCCUGCAACACAUGAAAGUUUAUCUCUUCGAUGACGCUGUUCUUAUAUCGGGCGCGAAUUUGUCAAAUGAUUAUUUCACAAAUCGCCAAGAUCGUUAUAUACUCAUCGAGGAUAAACCGCUUGCAGAUUUUUAUGCCCAGUUUAUUGCGCGAGUACAGGAAUUUAGUUUGGCUGUUAAUAAAAAUGCACAGGAAGAACUGCAUAAAGAUGGAAAAAUUCUACCGUAUGAAGGUGUAAAAGAAGAAUUCAUUAUGCAUGCAAAACAGCGUAUAUCUGAUUUUAUGAAGGAUACCUAUGUUCAGCAGCAGAAAAUAGUGGAAGAACAAAAAGGUGCUGAUACGUGGAUAUUCCCGCUAGUUGAAAUGGGUCAAAUAGGCAUUCACCACGACAGCCUAGUGACUAAGCAACUACUAUCAUCGCCAAUUGAAGGUUCGCGACUAAAACUUGCCACUGGUUAUUUUAAUUUAACUCAGGAAUAUAUGGAUACCUUGGCUAGUAAUUGUUUGGCUCAGUGCAGUAUUCUGAUGGCCCAUCCUAAUGCAAACGGGUUUCAAGGCGCUAGUGGCCCAGCUGGUGCUAUACCGGCGGCAUAUACCUUAAUAGCAAAGAAGUUUUAUGAAAACCUUGUGCAGUUGAAGCAAAAUCACCGUGUGAACUUCUUCGAGUAUGAAAAAGAAGGUUGGACCUAUCAUGCAAAAGGAUUAUGGUAUUAUCUGCCAGGCACUUCGUUUCCUAACGCUACACUGAUUGGCUCUUCAAAUUUUGGCGAGCGAUCUGUGAAUCGAGAUCUUGAAACACAGGUGUGCCUCGUUACCACAAACGGUGGAUUGACUGAACGCUUACAAAGCGAAGCAGAUCGACUCUUUAGUUCUUCAAGUACUGCUGAAAAUGAAAUUACCUCAAGACAUGUACCUCAUUGGGUACAAGCUGUAGUUAAAGUAUUUAGAAAUUUCUUUUAAGUAGAGGCUAAAGAAGUGUGAAUUUUAUAUCCAUCUUCAAAUUAACAAAAAAAUAUUCCUUUUUUAAUCAUCUGUUUUUGACGCGAAGAUUGCAAAUCCGUGAGCGGGAAGUGAAUAUUUCCAAUAACUUAUGUAUACUUUUAUAUAAAAAUAUAUUUAACACACUUUGCACAUAUUUUUCAAGUAA
This is a messenger RNA of Bactrocera oleae (olive fruit fly), 2379 nucleotides long. The record is from RefSeq and is a predicted model, not a curated record. NCBI's taxonomy places the organism in Eukaryota, Metazoa, Arthropoda, Insecta, Diptera, Tephritidae.